Psilocybe cubensis is the source of this 2577-nucleotide messenger RNA. RefSeq lists its product as uncharacterized. The transcript has 15 exons. Lineage: Eukaryota; Fungi; Basidiomycota; Agaricomycetes; Agaricales; Agrocybaceae. Bases 1 to 2577 code for a protein of 858 amino acids. The record is from RefSeq and is a predicted model, not a curated record. Gene Ontology annotation, cellular component: COG complex. Gene Ontology annotation, biological process: intra-Golgi vesicle-mediated transport.
AUGGCCGAUUAUUCUGUGUUUGCCAACUCUCAGUUCGAUCCCAAUGAAUACGCAAAUGCCAUCUUAGCAGCCGACUCUGGGUCAUCAGAUCCCAAACAAGUGGCUAGAGGGUCAACGCACUUAAAGGCCAUCCAGGACUCGGUGGCGAAAGAAGAUAUAUCAGUGGCCAUUUCAAAACUUACUUUUGGGAUAGAAGAUGUGUCAAAGCAAAUUAGAAACCUGGUCACAGCUCACCAUGAGGAUCUCCUGACACAAGCGUCCAACGUAAAUGCCCUUUCGGGAACUCUUGUUUCAGUCCGAGCAGGAUUGAGCGAUUUGGACAAUUCGGUUGACAAACUGCGUAACAAGGUUCACGUACCGUAUGAGAAUCUUCAAACACUUGUUUUGCGACUACAGAGGUUGCAUCAAGCAUCCGAUCUCUUGAGAAGGACAUCGCGAUUUGUCAUUCUUGCUCGACGGUUGCAAGCGCAAAUGAAUGAGAUUCAGGGUGUGAAAGGCACAGAUAAAGGUUUCAAGGACGAGCUCACCACAGCUACCAUUACUCAUGGAAAAGAUAUUGAAGACGAAAAAGAAAGAGCUAUCGCGAAAGCCGCGUUGAGUGUAGCAGAACUUGGUGCUCUUUUGGAUAAGGACAAUUCAGAAGAAGACAACGAUUCAACAGGUUCUGCUCCAAGGCGGGAAUUUGUAUCCUUGCGUUCCAUCAAAGUAAUUUCUUCGUACGAAGCUUUCGUUCAAGAUGCUCGUUCAGUUAUAACAACGGAGAUGGAAAACAUGGUGUUGAAUGGCCUGUCUACCCUUAACCAAACCUUGCUGGCAUCAUCGCUUCAAACCGCUCACAAUCUGGGGGUUCUCCCCACCCUCGUCCAAAGUCUAUUGUCUGAUCUUUCUCAAGCUGUAGAAGAUCGAAUACGCGGAACAUUUGAUCUCAAUAAGAUAUCGAAAGAUGCAUUAUCCAAGGAGACAGUAUUAGCGGCAAACUCUCCUAGUACACCUCAUACUUACAGAUCACGGGUAAGAACUGAACCAACAAAUGUAACUGCCCCACAGUGGUCAGCAGCUCUUUGGACCCGUCUCGAAGCGAUGUUUCAAGAAAUGGCCAAUUGCUGUAUCAAGGUUUAUGCACUAGAGAAAGUCUUGAAGCUGAAGAAGGAUACAUCUACCCAACUUGUGUUUUUAGACGAGGCCAUGCAAGUGCUAGAAAAUACGCCAAGUUCUUCGUUUUGGAUGUCAUCAAGUCAGGCCCUCCAAAAACAUUUUCAGGAUUCGUCUAAAGGGUCGUCUUUCCUACAACAAACGCUAUCCACCGGGCUUCCUCGACUUUUGCGACUUUUCCACGAGUUCUUCGCUAAAGUAGCCGUGCAUACAGAUACGAUAUACAGUGACACAUUUCAAAGUCCUGAAACCAUUCUUCUUCUCCGUUCAUUGUCGACAAUUGAGGCCCAAUAUCUUACAAGAUCCUCUAACAAAAUUAAUGAGGUGGUGGGUCAGAUAUCUUCGGGGAGUACUCGCACAACUCCAGGAGCAAAUGAAGGAAUGAGUGUGGCUAGAAUCGUGGUGAAUGAACUCGAUGCCGCACGAUUUGAUCCACUUUUGGUCAGAGCAGUGGCAAAAAAUAUCGCAACAUGUUUGGACAAUAUCGCAUCGAGACUAGAGAACUCGGUCUCGAGGGACAGAGCCGCCACUUCGCUUUUAGGGAGCUCGGCUUCGCCACAGCAAAUUUCGAAUGUGAAUUUAACAAAUUUUUUCUAUCAAACAUGGUCUCGUUUAUCACUCCUGAGCGAGGAUCACAUGCCGAAUGUGUUCGCGCUUCUACAGCCUAGCAUCCAGAACUGGCGACAAGCCUUUGAACGGAUUGUCGACCCUGUUGCUACAGCCAUACGACGUGAUCUAAGUGCAAUUAUUGCGAAGCUCCAUCGGAUCGACUUUGCUAAGCCUGUUGACCCUAAUGCUGGGAUGGGUGGCUUGAGUUCAUAUAUGAAGGAACUAACGGAGAAACUAUCCUUUAUUAAGUCUGAAUUAAUAGCUCGGUAUAACAUAGGUGAAUACGGUCGAGAUUGGGUAGCGUCUAUCGUCAAGUAUGUAAUUCGAGUGUUUGUCUUGCACAUCUCAAUUGCUUGCCCGCUUGGCGAGAGUGGAAAGCUGCAGAUGGCCAGCGAUAUGACUGGUCUCGAGUUUGCAUUGAAUGCUUUUAUCGUCGAUAACAACCAGAACAAACGUGGAAAUCACCUAGAGGCUAUAGGCGAAGAAUAUCGUGCACUUCGAGCUAUGCGCCCCCUGUUUUUCUUGGAAAAUAAAGAACUUGCGUCAGAAAGCCAUACGGCGGGACUGCCACCGUUAAUUGUUUUGCAUCAUAUCUUAGUUCGCUCCCCUAUUCCGUUACCACAUAAACUUCACGGGUGGCAAGAGGCCGAAUAUGUCCGAUGGGUAGAUGAACAUUCAGAUUCUGAAGCUUGGACGCUUGUUGAGGGUGGGCUUAUACACUGGGAGAAAAUCUCUGAAACCGAAGGUAAAGACAUUAAGGACGCAUUAGAAUAUGCAGAGUUGGCCAGGACGGUGCUGAAAAGGGUGCAAAAGUAG